AUGAAGAACCAUCCGAACUUCAAUCCGGAUGAUGAGGAUUGGCGAUGUCAAUGGACGCAGGAGCGAUAUCGGACCUUGUUGCUGGAAAAGGCCGGCUACGAUGUGUGGAAAGACAAGAUCCGCCCCGCGAUGCAGCAGAUCGUCGUGGCCUCGCUGCUGAGUGUGGCGGAGGUGCUCACGAAGUCGGACAAUCAUUCCUGCUGCUUCCAGCUGUUCGGUUAUGACUUCAUGGUGGAUGAGAACUACAACGUUUGGCUAUUGGAAGUGAAUGACAUUCCCAUGCUCCAAGCGAGCGGACCGGUCACCAGCCGCCUGUGCGACACCUGCCUGCGACAGGCCUUCCGCACCAUCUUCGAUGCACCCAGCUCCAACCCCGAGAGGUCCAAGACGGACGAGGACAACCUCCAUUUCGAGCCGCUUUACCGUGGCCCUGAGAUCCCGAAGCUGCCCAAGACCGCCUCACAAGGCUUGGACUUCAGCGUGGAUGGUCGGAAACUCCUACCCAAGUGUUCGCCAGGCCCUGUACGCCAUGCCCCAAGUCUCCGGCUCAGCGCGCGCCGAGACCAGGAGUUGCAAGACCUCGUCGACAAGCGCCGCCUGCGCGAGGGCAAGGAGCAGCAAGAGAAGGAGCGUCAACUGCGCCUAAGGCGUUCGUUGGCCAAGAAAUUGCUUGGUGGAAAGAGCAUUUCCUCACCGUGCCUCGAACAACUGCAGGUCCAGGUCCCGCGAGAGGUGGAAGGUUCUGUUGGAACGACCUGA
Molecule: messenger RNA, 759 nt
Organism: Durusdinium trenchii
Lineage: Eukaryota; Dinophyceae; Suessiales; Symbiodiniaceae
Source: the annotation of a GenBank genome assembly